AUGAUUACAGCUGCACAUGCCAAUCGCUUUGUUACAGCUCUACAAAUAUAUGCAGAAACAAAAACUGGAAGUCCAAAAGAAAAAUUAGAAAGUAUACCAACGCUACCGAGCUGGGUAAUCCCUGGGAUCACCCGGGUUCCAGUUCGUGGACAACCAGAAAACAUUUAUGAACAGAUUAGGGAUAUUAUCAUGGAGUAUAUUACCCCAGAUGAGAGUAGUAUAUUUAAUGUUCUAUCAGCAACAGUAGAUUUUUCAACUUGUGAAUCAAUAAUGAUGUCACAGAGUGUUGAUAAAACUGGUCAAAGGACUCUUGCUGCUGUCACAAAACCUGAUAAGGCUCCAGAAGGCCUGUUAGAGAAGGUUACAAAUGAUGAUAUCAGUAUCGGUCUAGGGUAUGUCUGCGUAAGGAACAGGAUUGGGGAAGAAACGUACGAGGAAGCACGGUUAGAGGAGGAAAGGCUGUUUGGGUCCCACCCUUUGCUGUCUAGGAUCAAUGAGUCGAUUGUGGGGGUCCCGGUGUUGGCUCAAAGAUUGGUUCAGAAUGCAAAGUUUGUGAUUUACAAAAUUUUAUAA
Messenger RNA from Beta vulgaris subsp. vulgaris (sugar beet), 573 nucleotides. RefSeq names its product putative dynamin-related protein 4A. Bases 1 to 573 code for a protein of 190 amino acids. NCBI's taxonomy places the organism in Eukaryota, Viridiplantae, Streptophyta, Magnoliopsida, Caryophyllales, Amaranthaceae. Gene Ontology annotation, molecular function: GTPase activity; microtubule binding; GTP binding. The transcript has 2 exons. Gene Ontology annotation, cellular component: membrane; cytoplasm; microtubule. The record is from RefSeq and is a predicted model, not a curated record.